GCAAUAAAAAUAAAGAAUAAGCCAAAUAUAACCUUUGCUCAUGUCAUUAGUUCAUUAUGGUUUUAAAUAAAUACUGGGGGUUUGUAAUAAGUUGAGAAUAACAUAACAACUUAGGCCUUUUUCUUUUCUUGGUAUGAAUCUUGGGUAUCUCUUGGUUUAAGCUAUAAGGUUUUGAGUCUGCUAAUUAGUUAAGAAAAAAACAAAAAGAUAAAAUGAAAAGGUAAAAAAAAGCAUAUACUAGUAUAUAUCUAGUGUAAGAUAGUAGUAAGAAUAUCUAUUUACACAGAUCCCUAUGGCUAUCCAAUGCAGGGGUGCUAUCCAGCAUUGCUCGCUGAAACUCAUUCUCUUUGUUUAGUUUAAAGGGUCCAGUUUUUGUUCUCUUUUUAAAGAGUAAGAAAAGAAAGAGAAUGAGAAACUACAAGAAAGAGAGUUUGGGCUUUUUUCACCUUGAUUGAAGAGAAGACUUCUUUUCCUUUUCCUCUUUACUUGUGGGGAGCAGCACACAAAAAAAUUUCUUUGGUUUCAUGAGUUCUUACUGCAACUACACUACAAAAAAGAAAAAUCUUGGCCAAGUUUUUUCAUAUGCUGUGAAUCUUGAAUUUUAAAGAAAAACUUUACAAACUUACAAGAACAUCUCAACAACUGAAUGAAGAUGAAGUCCAACAGCAGCAACAGCAGCAAUAAUAAUAAUAGUAAUAGUCAUAAUGAUGGUAGUAGUAACUGGUUAGGUUUUUCUCUCUCUCCCCACAUGAAAAUGGAGGUUACUUCUUCUGAACCUCAACACCAACAUCAUCAGUUCAAUAAUCAGAGCUCUAUCCAUCCUAGUACUACUACCUCUGCUCUUGCUCAAAGUUUCUAUCUUUCAUCUUCUCCUAUGAAUGUGACUUCAAAUACCUCUGGUCUUUGUUAUGGUGUUGGAGAAAAUAAUCCCUUUGGCCAUUCUUCUUUAUCUGUUAUGCCUCUCAAAUCUGAUGGCUCUCUUUGCAUAAUGGAAGCUCUCUCAAGAUCUCAUGCAGAUGCUAUGGUGCAAAGUUCUUCAUCACCUAAGCUUGAGGACUUUUUAGGUGGUGCAAGUCAAUAUGGAAAUCAUGAGAGGGAAGCUAUGGCUCUAAGCUUAGACAGCUUAUACUAUCACCAAAAUGAAGGCUAUUAUUCUCCCAUGCAUUGUCAUGGCAUGUAUCAAGAAUCAUUAUUAGAAGAAACAAAGCCAACUCAAAUUUCAAACUGUGAUGCCCAAAUGACUGCAGUUUCUGGAAAUGAGCUGAAAAGUUGGGGACACUAUGCUAUUGACCAACAUAUAAAUGCCACUUGUAGUAGUAUGGUUGGUGCAGGUGGUGGUGGUACUACUGGUUCUGGUGGUUGUACAGUGGGUGGUAAUGAUUUGCAGUCUUUGAGCUUGUCUAUGAAUCCUGGUUCUCAGUCUAGCUGUGUUACUCAAAGACAAAUUUCUCCUAAUGAGCUGGAAUGUGUUGCCAUUGAAACAAAGAAAAGGGCUUCUGGAAAAGUUGUUCAAAAACAACCUGUUCAUAGGAAAUCUAUUGAUACAUUUGGUCAGAGAACUUCUCAGUAUAGAGGAGUCACUAGACAUAGGUGGACAGGUAGGUAUGAGGCGCAUUUGUGGGAUAAUAGUUGCAAGAAGGAAGGGCAGACAAGAAAAGGAAGACAAGUUUAUCUUGGGGGCUAUGAUAUGGAAGAGAAAGCUGCAAGAGCAUAUGAUUUAGCUGCACUGAAGUAUUGGGGACCUUCAACUCACAUUAACUUUCCGUUGGAGAACUACCAAAAAGAGCUUGAGGAUAUGAAGAAUAUGACCCGGCAAGAAUAUGUUGCACACUUAAGAAGGAAAAGUAGUGGAUUCUCAAGAGGUGCUUCAAUGUAUAGAGGAGUGACAAGGCACCAUCAGCAUGGAAGAUGGCAGGCAAGAAUUGGAAGAGUUGCAGGGAACAAAGAUCUCUAUCUUGGGACUUUCAGCACACAAGAAGAAGCUGCAGAAGCAUAUGAUGUUGCUGCAAUAAAAUUCAGGGGUGUAAAUGCUGUCACAAACUUUGACAUAUCGCGAUACGACGUGGAAAAAAUCAUGGCUAGUAAUACUCUUCCUGCUGGAGAAUUAGCUAGGAGAAACAAAGAAAGAGAGCCAAUAGAGUCCAUUGAAUACAAUCUCACCGGUCACAAGAAUGAACAACCGUGUGUUCAAAAUGACGACAACAACAACAACAAUGGGAAUAAUGUCACAGAUUGGAAAAUGGUGUCAUAUCAAUCCUCUAAUCCUUCCCUAGGAAAUUAUAGAACCCCAACUUUCUCAAUGGCAUUACAAGAUCUAAUUGGUAUUGAUUUGAUGAAUUCAAGUAACCAUGCAAUUCUUGAUGAUCAACAGAACAAGAUUGGUAACCAUUUUUCAAAUGCCUCAUCUUUGGUUACUAGCCUUGGCAGUUCAAGAGAAGCAAGUCCUGAUAAAAGUGCAGCCUCUUUAGUCUUUGCUAAGCCUACAAAUGUCAAUGCAUGUAUUCCCUCUGCUCAACUGAGGCCAAUUCCAGUCUCCAUUUCUCACCUACCAGUCUUUGCUGCCUUGAAUGAUGCAUGA
This is a messenger RNA of Nicotiana tabacum (common tobacco), 2578 nucleotides long. RefSeq names its product AP2-like ethylene-responsive transcription factor ANT. NCBI's taxonomy places the organism in Eukaryota, Viridiplantae, Streptophyta, Magnoliopsida, Solanales, Solanaceae. The record is from RefSeq and is a predicted model, not a curated record. Gene Ontology annotation, molecular function: DNA-binding transcription factor activity; DNA binding. Gene Ontology annotation, biological process: regulation of DNA-templated transcription.